AUGGAUGACCUACUCGACUUCGUUCUCGCUCGCAUUUACCUCGUUGGGGCUGUUGUGGUGGCGGCCCUAGCUUAUUCGGACAAGCUGACCUUUUAUUCCCUUCGAGACCCACUAUCCAAAGUUCCUGGGCCUUGGUACACCAAAUGGACUUCAGUCGUGAUCAAGUUUCACUGGCUGAAGGGCAAUCGAGCAAUGAAAAUUGCUAACAUAAAGUUCAUCAUGGCAGGUCCCGUCGUUCGUCUCGGCCCUAAUGAAGUCGCCGUAACCAACAUCGAAGCCGUCAAGAAAAUAUACAACGCCAGAGAGACCUUCCGCAAGACCUCCUGGUAUAAAGACCUAUCUGUCACAAGCGAGAAUGUUUUCAACACCAACCGCACCGAGCUGCACCGCCGCCUACGAAGGCUUCUCUCAGGCUCAAUGUCUGAAACCUCGCUGGCGGCUGUAGCACCCCAGAUCCAAAGGACAGUUGACCUGAUGAUAAAAAGAGUUGGAGAAGAGAUGGAAAGAAGAGGAGCAGCAGAUGUGAUCAAGUGGUUUCUAUUUAUGGCGACAGAUGUCAUUGGAGAGCUUUCAUUUGGAGACUCGUUCCGAACGCUGGAAAUUGGUGAACACAGCGAAUAUACGAAAGACCUGGCAGAACUAGGCUAUCUUGGUGCUGUUCGCUCUGCUUUUCCGACACUUAUCGCGAUGGCAAAGUAUAUGCCCAUUUCUUAUUUCAGACGUCCCCUUCGAGGCACGAAAAACAUGAUUCGUUACGCGGACGAAUCGAUUGCGCGCUACAGGAACCUGUUGGACUCUGACCCAACCAGUGUUAAAUGGACGCUCUUCACCAAAGUUUUCAAAGACCAAGGCAAAGAAGAAGGUCUCAGCCCAGUGGAACUCAGAGGCAACGCGUCGGCAUACAUUGUUGCCGGCAGUGAUUCCACCGCAGUCACCCUCACUUACCUAGUCUGGUCCGUCUGUCGCGAUCCGAAAGUCAAGGCCGCCCUUCUGGCGGAGCUCCAAACACUCCCAGACGACUUUACCAUCGCAAAUCUUCGCGGCAUGAGCUACUUGAACGCAGUAAUCGACGAGACCAUGCGCCUGUACUCCGGCAUCCAGUCCGCGCUGCCUCGUUGGGUGCCCGAGAGCGGUGACAACAUCGCCGGAUACUGGCUUCCCGGCGGCACAACCGUUUGUGCUCAGGCGUACAGCAUGCAUCGCAAUCCCGAAGUGUUUCCCAAACCCAAUGUCUUUGACCCUUCGCGAUGGGAGAUGCCAACAAAAGAUAUGAAAGAUUCCUUCAUGCCCUUCGGAAGCGGAGCACGAAUUUGCAUUGGACUUCAUCUGGCACGGAUGGAGCUGCGCUAUGGAGCUGCUCGCUUUUUCUUGACGUUUCCGGAAGCCAAGGUGUCAGCGCUGGAGGGAAUGAAUGAUGGAGAUAUGGUGCCGAAAGUGUUUUUCUUUACUGAGCCAAAGGCCAAGCGAUGUUUGAUCCAGAGGCAAUGA
Trichoderma gamsii is the source of this 1488-nucleotide messenger RNA. RefSeq lists its product as hypothetical. Gene Ontology annotation, molecular function: monooxygenase activity; iron ion binding; heme binding. The transcript has 4 exons. NCBI's taxonomy places the organism in Eukaryota, Fungi, Ascomycota, Sordariomycetes, Hypocreales, Hypocreaceae. Bases 1 to 1488 code for a protein of 495 amino acids. The record is from RefSeq and is a predicted model, not a curated record.